GAACCUGCAGCGGCAGCUCGGACUGGAGGAAGUGAACUGAGAUUGGAGCACAAGCUGAGAAACUGAGCCCCACUUCUUCACCGAUCUGGGCACCAAAAACUAAAAAGGAGUCGAACCAGAGGGUUGAUCUGGUCCCAGAAAGAGCCCAGUGAAGCGCCUCUGAUCACAUUCCAGCAGAGCCGGAGAAAUGCGCCCCUCAGCGCGCGCACAGCCUGUGUGACGGGCUGCAGCUCUCUGGACCUUCCUCCUGCAGCAACCCUGAGCCAGUGAAGGAACCAAACCACUGGACAAAAGUAAAACGGGUCCUGCUUUCACUUUAAUAAGUAGCCAUUCACAAUGGAAGAGGGAUACGAGCUGGACCUCACGUACAUCACAGAACGGAUCAUUGCUGUCUCCUUCCCCCGGGGUUGCUCCGAGGAGAUCUACUCGCACAACCUGAAGGACGUCACGCGGAUGCUCAAGUCCAAGCAUGCAGAUAAUUACCUGAUCAUUAACCUGUCAGAGAAAAGGCAUGACCUCUCUAAAAUGAACCCGAAGACUCUGGACACGGGUUGGCCAGAUCUGCACGCUCCUCCUCUGGACAAGAUCUGCACCAUCUGUAAGGCCAUGGAGAGCUGGCUCAAUGCUGACCCUCUACACGUGGUCGUCAUCCACUGCAGGGGUGGCAAGGGAAGAAUUGGUGUUGUCAUUUCAUCUUUUGUGCAUUUCACUGAUGUAUCAGCCAGUGCUGAUCAGGCGUUGGACCGCUUCGCCAUGAGGAAGUACUACGAUGAUAAGGUCUCAGCUCUGAUGACACCUUCGCAGAAACGGUAUGUCUGGAUUCUCAACAGUUUACUGAGUGGAUCCAUGAAGAUCAACGCCUCUCCUUUGUUCCUGCACUGCAUCAUCCUUCACGGGUUGCCAAACUUUGACGACGCCACCAGAGUGUGUCGCCCAUACAUCAAGGUCUACCAAGGAAUGCAGGCCGUGUACUCAUCUGGAGUCUAUCACAUCGGCACAGGCCACAGAGACCGAGUUUGCAUCAAUCUGGAGCCGGCCCAGCUCCUGAAAGGGGACAUCAUGAUUAAAUGCUAUCAUAAAAGUCACGUAACUCCACAGAGGGAGGUUAUUUUCCGGCUGCAGUUCCACACGGGAGCAGUGCAGGGUUACAACCUGAUGUUUGAAAAGGAAGACAUGGAGAAUGCUAACAAAGAUCCCAGAUUUCCAGACUAUGGAAAAGUUGAGCUCGUCUUCUCCGAGGGACCAGAGAGGAUUCCAGGUGCUGACAGAUGGCAAAACGGCCCAGAUGUUGUUGUGGAUUACAACACAGCCGAUCCGCUAACCCGCUGGGACUCGUACCAGAACAUCUGCGAUGGUGAAGCACAACGGUCUCAAAGCCUAAGCCAGGACAAAGCAGCUAGUAAGAGGAGCCCCAUCGGAGGAGGAGGGGCCACGCUGGGACGAGGGACCCGCACAACCUCCGCCACCUCGAGCCCUGACCACAGUGACCACACACUCUCUGUAAGCAGUGACUCGGGCCUGUCCAGCACAUCACUGUGGGCAGAUAGACCCACACCUGUCACCUCCGCCACCACCACCACAACCACCACCACAACCAGGGCUAACCAGGGACCCAGCCCACAGGAGAAGGUCCAACUGAAAUGCCUCCUUAAUGGUUUUGGUCUUGACGAUCCUUCGCUGGAGGAGAUGGAUGAUCAAGACACUAAAGUGGGCUUGCAGCAGACAGUCCCAUCACAAGUGCACUAUAACGGAGACGCUCGGCCCCGAGAGAGGGAAACGGACAUCCUUGAUGAUGAUGUCAUUACGGGUCAUGAUCUGCACAGUGUGGACAGCCUAGGGACCCUGUCGUCCUCCUGCCACAAGAGCAGUCAGAACUCCCUGCUGUCAGAUGGUUUUGGGUGUCCUGGAGGUGAGGAGCAUCCAAACCAGCACCACCUGCAUCAUGCUCCUCCCGUGGAGGAGUAUGAGCGAUCCUACACGGAGGCCAAAAGAGCCUUUCUAAACUCCAGAAGCAACUCUGUGGCAUCUUCGAAUCCCAGCGGCCCUCCCCCACCCAAGCAGCAGUUGUACAGACAAGGAAGCUACUCUACACAGUCCUGGGUCCGUCAGCAGCAGAUGGUCGCAGCGCAGCAGUUUAUCUACAUGGCCGAGAAUGGGAACGAAACGGAGCGAUACCCUCGAAACAAGCCUGUGAGAAGUUCACCCAAAGAAUUGCCCGCUGAACCACAAGACCGCAUCAGGGACACCCCGGCCGACGCCAUUAAAAACUCUGCCUCUUACAAAGAACAAGCGGUGACGAACAAUAACAACAACAAACAACAGGAUGAGGAGUUCAAGUCGCUGACGAUGGACAUCGACAACUCCAUCGAUCAGCUCAAUCAGUUGAUCAUGGACCUGGAUCCCACCUUCGUACCAGUGUCGAGCCACGGCAGCUCUGUCAAGAGAAAUGGCGCAACACAGGUCAACAGUUCAGACAGCAAAUGUUCAAACGGCAUCAAUCUCCGAUUCAACGACAGUAAAUCAGCAGCCCUGAAAAACACACAGCAGACAGAACCCCAAGGAUAUUCUGACAUCAAUCAUGUUGUGUUGGAGACUUUGCCAGACUCCUCCAUCAGCUGCCACAGGAUGCUGAGUUCUACACACUCUGCCUCCAUUGUUGGAAGCCAUCAGCACGCAGACAGCUCUUCUGUGAAUCAGUCUUGGCCAGAGCAUUCUGUCCUGAGCCGCCACACCUCACUGGGUAAUUACCCCUCUGCCCGACAGCCACCGCAGCACUCCAUGUCUCUGAACUACGGUCACCACUCUCCUCCCUUACACCACCCCCACGCCCACCCAGCCCCUAAUGCCCACAGCUCCCCUCGAAGCAGCCAGCGGAGCCAGAUGGCUUGCUAUGCCCUCAGCCGUAGUUCCGCUCAAAGCUUUGACGAGCAAGACGACUCGGGUCAUGGCUACGGCACGGACUGUCCAAAUGUGGGCGUCGAUAGGGAUAAUUUAUCCUCCGUGGAAAGGCAUCAUCAGUCAUUGACUCCCCAGGUGCAACCUCCUCUGCUACCAGAAAAAAAACGCGCUUCGGAUGGGGAGCAUUCACUGGGAACAGCCUCUCCUGCCCUCAGUGGAUUCUCAAGUCCGCACAGUGGGAGCUCUCUGAGUAUUCCUUUCCCUAAUGUCCUGCCUGACUUGUCGGCUCAGACGCCAUGCGCAGCCUCACCUCUGCCAGACGUUCUUGCCAACAAGCAGGUUACUGCAAAGUUUGUGCAGGACACGUCAAAAUUCUGGUACAAACCAGACAUCUCAAGGGAUCAAGCUAUUGCAGUCCUAAAGGACAAGGAGCCCGGCUGCUUUAUUGUUCGGGACAGCCAUUCCUUCAAGGGGGCGUACGGUCUGGCCAUGAAGGUGGCAACACCCCCUCCCUCUGUUUUCCAGCAAAGCAAAAAAGGAGGAGAUCUGUCCAAUGAACUGGUGCGCCACUUACUGAUCGAGUGCACGCAGAAAGGAGUGCGUCUGAAGGGUUGUCCCAAUGAGCCCUACUUUGGAAGCUUAACUGCUUUGGUCUGCCAGCACUCAAUCACACCUCUGGCCCUUCCCUGCAAACUUAUUAUACCUGACACAGAUCCUUUUGAAGAUGUUGUGGAGAAUACAUCCCAGUCUGUCACAAACUCUGCUGCGGAGCUACUAAAACAGGGUGCAGCUUGUAACGUGUGGUACCUCGGCUCUGUGGAGAUGGAGUCGCUUACCGGGGUCCAGGCGGUGCAGAAAGCCACUACCAUGACCCUGAAUGCAAACCCUCUACCAAACUCCACUGUGGUCCACUUCAAAGUGUCUUCUCAGGGAAUCACGCUGACAGACAACCAGAGGAAGCUCUUUUUCAGGCGCCAUUACAAUGUCAACACAGUUAUAUUUUGUGCUCUGGACCCUCAAGAGAGAAAGUGGAAAAAAGAUGGAUACCCUUCAGCAAAAAUCUUUGGAUUUGUGGCGAGGAAAACCGGCACUUCCAUAGACAACAUAUGUCACCUGUUUGCAGAGCACGAUCCUGAGCAGCCUGCAAGUGCCAUAGUCAACUUUGUGUCCAAAGUGAUGAUUGGUUCACAAAGGAGUAAGUAGGAGGGGGACUGAUCAGCUGGGAAGACAUGUACUGGACAAAAGAAGCAGCGGUUUAAAGACUGAAGAAAGGGUGAAGCUGAGACCUUAAGUCCUGGAAUCUAACUGGAUGUUGUCAAGAAAGUUAAUGGUAACAUGAUAAUAAGUUUAUGUAAAAACACAUCCUUUCUCAUAUGAACUGUAAAUUAGUCAUGAAAGGAAAGAAAAACUAAAUAAUAGACAUGUUUUUUACUUGUUCUCGUGUUUUGUACAGUUAGAUAUAUUCAUUGUAACUCUUCAU
Molecule: messenger RNA, 4378 nt
Organism: Nematolebias whitei (Rio pearlfish)
Lineage: Eukaryota; Metazoa; Chordata; Actinopteri; Cyprinodontiformes; Rivulidae
Product: tensin-3
Exons: 24
Coding region: 337-4101 (1254 amino acids)
Biological process (GO): dephosphorylation
Molecular function (GO): phosphatase activity; protein binding
Source: RefSeq, a predicted model, not a curated record